AUGUCCAAAACCGCAACUCGCCCAGACUGGGCAGACGAUGUUUCCGAGUCCGAACAGAUCAACGACCCCUCGGCGCUGCCCGCCCCAGUAACGACUGUGAACAAAGAUGGGACUCGCACCACUGUAUUUUACCGCUUCAACGACCAGGGUCAGAAAGUGAAAGUCACACGCAAGACCCGCAUCACAACGCACAAAGAAAAAGUCAACCCGGUCGUCGCUGAGCGGCGCACCUGGGACAAAUUCGGCCUCGAGAAGGGCAAGCCAAAGGGCCCACAACCCGACACCACCUCCGUGGGCGAGAACAUCCUCUUCAGACCGAGCCGAGACUGGAAGAACGCGCAGGCCGAAGAAGCCAAAGCGGGCGGUGGCAAAGCCGAGGAGAAGUCUCUGAAGGAGCAACUGAGAGAUAAGAAGGUGAAGUGUCGAAUCUGUCAGGGCGAGCAUUUCACAGCGAGAUGUCCAUUCAAGGAUACAAUGGCGCCGGCGGAUGAUGGGACAACGCCCGUGGUGGAUCCCAUGGCCGAAGACGAUGAAUCCGGGCCCAAGCCGCAAGGUGCCCUCGGUGGUGGUGGUAGCAGCUACGUACCGCCACAUCUCAGGAAAGGCGCACAGGGAGCGGGAGAGAGGAUGGGCGGGAAGUACGAGAGAGACGAUCUGGCUACAUUGCGAGUUACGAACGUUUCCGAGAUGGCCGAAGAGCAGGAACUCCGCGAUCUCUUCGAACGGUUCGGCCGCGUCACCAGAGUCUUCCUCGCCAAGGACAGAGAUACUGGCCGUGCCAAGGGGUUUGCAUUCAUUUCCUUUGUCGACAGAUCUGAUGCCGCUAGAGCCUGCGAAAAGAUGGACGGCUUUGGAUACAGGCACUUGAUCCUAAGAGUGGAGUUUGCGAAGAGGACGACCUAG
Molecule: messenger RNA, 903 nt
Organism: Cladophialophora psammophila CBS 110553
Lineage: Eukaryota; Fungi; Ascomycota; Eurotiomycetes; Chaetothyriales; Herpotrichiellaceae
Product: eukaryotic translation initiation factor 3 subunit G
Exons: 3
Coding region: 1-903 (300 amino acids)
Cellular component (GO): eukaryotic translation initiation factor 3 complex; cytoplasm
Molecular function (GO): translation initiation factor activity; RNA binding
Source: RefSeq, a predicted model, not a curated record